Molecule: messenger RNA, 1770 nt
Organism: Tripterygium wilfordii
Lineage: Eukaryota; Viridiplantae; Streptophyta; Magnoliopsida; Celastrales; Celastraceae
Product: mitogen-activated protein kinase 3-like
Exons: 6
Coding region: 292-1419 (375 amino acids)
Biological process (GO): protein phosphorylation; intracellular signal transduction
Cellular component (GO): cytoplasm; nucleus
Molecular function (GO): ATP binding; MAP kinase activity
Source: RefSeq, a predicted model, not a curated record
GCGUUUUCUCUUCUCCUUCCUCCCAUCCUCCACGAAGAAGGCGAGUUCUCACUGAGUCACUAACGAGGUGGUGGAAUACAAAUCACAACAACUAAGUUGAAUUAAGAGAGUUCAUAGAAAAGUCUCCUCUCCUCCUUAUUUAUAAAAGCCUUCAACCUCACACUCUUCAUCUGCACAAGUUACAACCAAAUCACGUAAGCUAGAGAGAGGAAGCACACACACUCUGUGUACAUAUAGCACAGAGAGAGAGAGAGAGAGAGAGGGACGGAGAUUCUGUAGGUUGGAGUAGAAAUGACGGGCACGGGUCACGGUAACGCUGGCGGGCAAUUUCCUGAUUUCCCGGCGGUUCCGACUCACGGCGGUCAGUUCAUUCAGUACAACAUAUUUGGGAAUCUAUUUGAGGUCACAGCCAAGUAUAGGCCUCCGAUCAUGCCAAUAGGUCGCGGCGCCUACGGUAUCGUCUGCUCGUUGACGAACACGGAGACGCAGGAGAUGGUAGCGGUUAAGAGGAUAGCGAACGCUUUCGAUAAUCACAUGGAUGCUAAGCGGACGCUUCGCGAGAUUAAGCUUCUUCUACAUUUUGAUCACGAAAAUGUUAUAUCUAUACGUGAUGUGAUUCCUCCACCUUUGAGGAAAGAAUUUACUGAUGUCUAUAUUGCCAUGGAACUCAUGGAUACUGAUCUUCACCAAAUAAUUCAAUCCAAUCAGGGUUUAUCAGAGGAACAUUGUCAGUACUUUCUGUAUCAGCUUCUUCGAGGACUGAAAUAUAUACACUCAGCAAGUGUUAUUCAUAGAGAUUUAAAACCCAGCAAUCUUUUGCUGAAUGCAAAUUGUGAUUUGAAGAUUUGUGAUUUUGGCCUAGCUCGGCACACUUCUGAAUAUGAUUUCAUGACUGAAUAUGUUGUCACAAGAUGGUAUAGAGCACCUGAGCUGUUGCUCAACUCUUCGGAGUAUACUGCUGCAAUAGAUGUGUGGUCUGCAGGUUGCAUCUUUAUGGAACUUAUGAACAGAAAGCCGUUGUUUCCAGGGAAAGAUCAUAUGCACCAGAUGCGCUUACUGACCGAGCUUCUUGGCACACCAACCGAAUCUGACCUUGAAUUUGUUCGGAACGAGGAAGCAAGAAACUACAUUCGCCAAUUCAAUCCACAUCCUCGACAGCCCUUACACAAGGUUUUCCAACAUGUUAAUCCAUUGGCUAUUGACCUUGUUGAUAGAAUGUUGACAUUCGAUCCUACUAAAAGGAUUACUGUUGAAGAAGCGCUAGCUCAUCCAUAUCUUUCAAGACUACAUGAUGUAGACGAUGAACCUGUCUGCCUUGAGCCAUUCUCCUUCGAUUUUGAGAACCAAACCUUGGGAGAAGAGCAGAUGAAGGACAUGAUAUACAAGGAGGCAUUGAGAAUCAAUCCAGAAUAUGCAUGAUACAAGUACAAUUUUGAUGCUUUGCUAUGGUCAUUGUUUUACUAGUCUCUCAGUCGUAACUGUUGUUUGAUUACAUUGGGAAAAUUGGGAGUAGGUCAAUUUUCUUAAUGGGUAAUUUCGAUUGUUCGUUCCUAACCGUGCUGCCAGGACCAUCAACUGUAUAAGAUCUCCAAAUUAAUUCCUAUGGGGACAGUCCUUAGCUAGCCAAACAAGACCUUCAUCUUCUUGAGACUUCUCUCCUAGUAUACUCUUUCAUAAUGUCUAUUAUUUUAAAUGUCUGUUAAUUUAAAAUUUUUUCUGGAUGUUAUAAUAUAUCCUUCUACAGUGGAUCUAAUGGUUUCCAUUACAAUA